This is a messenger RNA of Panicum hallii, 795 nucleotides long. RefSeq names its product 4-alpha-glucanotransferase DPE1, chloroplastic/amyloplastic-like. Gene Ontology annotation, molecular function: 4-alpha-glucanotransferase activity. Gene Ontology annotation, biological process: carbohydrate metabolic process. The transcript has 8 exons. Lineage: Eukaryota; Viridiplantae; Streptophyta; Magnoliopsida; Poales; Poaceae. The record is from RefSeq and is a predicted model, not a curated record. The coding region runs from base 1 to 672 and encodes 223 amino acids.
AUGGCGCUUCGGCCGCUUGCGCCCGUCGUGGCGUGCGGCGCGGGCGCCAAGGGCGUCGUCCACCACGUGGGGGAGGGCUGUGCGAGCACAGGGCGCCGGGCGUCACAAGUAGUACUAGUUGGAAGCUGGAGGGCUGGACCGAGGAAUGCGUUUUUUGAUGCGCUCUUCAAAGCUGUUGGUAGCAUAAAUAUAAUAGCAGAAGACCUGGGGGUGAUUACUGAAGAUGUGGUUCAGCUAAAGAAAUCAAUUGGGGCCCCUGGGAUGGCAGUUCUCCAGUUUGCUUUUGGAGGUGGUUCUGACAACCCUCACUUGCCGCAUAACCAUGAAAUGGACCAAGUUGUGUACACCGGAACACAUGAUAACGAUACGGUUCUUGGCUGGUGGCAAAAUUUACCCGAGGAAGAGAAGCAAAUUGUGAUUAAGUAUCUACCGGAAGCCAAGAAUACUGACAUCUCAUGGACACUGAUCUGUGCUGCCCUUUCUUCUGUUGCAAGGACUUCCAUGGUAACCAUGCAGGAUAUUCUUGGCCUCGACAGUUCUGGUAGAAUGAACACUGCAGCUACCCAGAAAGGAAACUGGAGAUGGAGGAUACCAAGCUCUGUUGGCUUCGACAGCCUUAGCCCUGAAGCAGCAAAGCUGAAGGAGUUGCUUGCGCUGUACAAUCGUCUGUGAAGGCCGCCAGGCAUUAUCUUCUACGGUCAUAAGCUCCUUUCAUAAAAUGGCAGCCAAAUAUGAGCAGUUUGGCUGCUAAGUUCUAUGAGACUAAUACCUGUCCCCGAAUAAGCGUUCCGUGUU